This is a messenger RNA of Ectocarpus siliculosus, 2330 nucleotides long. The record is from the annotation of a GenBank genome assembly. Lineage: Eukaryota; Phaeophyceae; Ectocarpales; Ectocarpaceae.
AUGAACCGAGAGAAAGAGCGGCAUACAGCGCUAGCCAAUUCAUCGGACGAGCGAGGAGUCUCUCGUUCCGCGUCUUCUGCCUGGAGACGGAGAAGGUCUGGCGGCCGGCCGUCGUCGCCGCUGCGGGUGAUCACAGCCAGCAGCGCUGGAGGCAAGGGGAUGGGGCGGCCGGGGACGGGGCGAGGAGGGGGACUGGCGGGCUCAUCGCUGAUGCGUUUUGCUGUAGCCGUGGUGGCGGCGGCGGUCUUGUUGGCCGCGGGUCCCUGCGAGGCGACGACGAAGCCGUACUCGAGCAGGGACGACGUGCCCGUGAUCGCCAACAAUGUGUUCCCCUACAACAACCCAGCGGAGACGUACAAGUACUACUCCCUACCGUUCUGCCGGCCCGAGAUCUCAGAGCGCGAGCGUCAGCGCUUCGGGGAGAUGCUUGUUGGGGAUCGAAAGGUGUCCACGGACUACAAGCUAUCUUUUGGUGUCAACAUGUCGAUCAUGCGGCUGUGCAAGCCUACGCUGUUUCCAGACGAUCUUCGACAGCUGUCGGAGGCCAUCAAGGAGGGUUACUACUUCGAGUUCUUCGUUGACGACCUACCCGUCGAGGGGCCAAUUGGCCAGGUGACUGGACACGACAUCCACGUCCCGUUGGGGUUAUUGCAGAGCGCGGGUACAGUGGAGCUCUACAAGCACAUCAACUUCGUCAUCGGGUACAAUGGAGACCGGAUAGUCUCGGUGACCACUAACCCUCACGAGCCAGAAUCGGACCAGCCACCAUACGUGGACAUCAGCAACACGGACAGCGAGAUCGAGGUUGAGUUUACGUACUCGGUGGUGUGGAAGGCGGAGGACACUCCCUUCAGUGCUCGGAUGGACAAGUUGGCGGGCGGCGGUUUCUUGCCGGAAACCUUCGAGAUUCAUUGGCUCUCCAUCAUCAACUCUUUCGUGCUGGUGGUGAUCCUCACCGUCUUUCUGGGCAUAAUCCUUCUGAGGAUCCUAAAGAACGACUUAACGCGCUACAUGGACGGGGAUGAGGACGACAUCGGGGAGGAGGAGUCGGGAUGGAAGCUUAUCCACGGCGACGUGUUCCGCUUCCCAAGCCACGUGAACUUGUUUGCGGCCUUAACCGGAGCAGGCGCUCAGCUGUGCGUGGUGACGAUCUCACUGCUCCUUUGCGCCCUUCUGGGCGUGUUCCGCCCCACCAAGCGCGGCUCCAUCCUGACGUGCAUCCUUGUGCUCUACUCGCUCACGGCCUGGGUUUCGGGGCUCGUGUCUGCAAGGUUGUACCGCCAGCUCGGCGGGGGCAAGUGGGUGUGGAACGCCAUCACGUCUUCCCUCGUGUUCCCUCUCCCCCUUCUUGGCGUGUUUAGCGUCGUCAACACCAUUGCGAUAUCUCAGUCCUCGACGGCAGCGCUCCCGUUCUACCCAGUAAUGGUGAUCGUGGCGAUGUUCGUCUUCAUCGUCUUCCCCAUGACGGUGAUCGGAGCCAUCAUCGGCCGCAACACUACCUCUGACUUCCAGGCCCCAUGCAGGACCACCCGCGUUCCUCGCCAGGUUCCCAAGGACGUUCCGUGGUACCGCCGGGACGCCUCCCAGAUGGUGAUGUCGGGCUUCUUGCCGUUCAGCGCGAUCUACAUCGAGCUGCACUACAUUUUCGCCAGCGUGUGGGGGCACCAGAUCUACACGUUGUUCGGCAUCCUUAUCUUGGCGUUCCUCCUACUGCUCGUUGUGUGCAGCUUCAUCACGGUGUCCCUGAUCUACUUCCAGCUGGGGCGAGAGGACCACCGCUGGUGGUGGCGGAGCUUUUUUUCGGGAGGCUCUACGGGACUGUUCGUCUACGCCUACUCGUUCUUCUACUUCUUCAACCGCUCACAGAUGGACGGCCUUUUGCAGUCUUCUUUCUACUUCGGGUACAUGGCCGUGAUCAGCUACGCGUUCUUCAUCAUGCUCGGGUUUGUCGGCUUCGUCUCCUCGCUCACCUUCGUGAAGCACAUCUACAGCGUCCUUAAGUGUGACUGAGCCGCCAAAGCCAAGGCCUUGCCUCAAGCGUCGCUCACACCGACGGGAGGGGGCAUUCUUCCGGACAAGCGACAAAAACCCCGUCUUAGCGUCUUGUUUCUGUCACUGCUGUUUUCGAUGUUUUCUGAUGUUACCUAUUUUUUUUGUUAGAUUGCGGUACCCUGCCUACAUAAAGGAAGAAUUGCCGCGGCAUCUUGUAUAUUUGUUGCGGCAUGAUUCGUUGGUAAAAUUCGGUGCGCUAUAGGCUGGGUGGGCCGUCCGCCCUCCCUUGUGCUCAGUCACGGUCUGCGGCUUUCCCUUUCCCCACCAUAAGUGUGGUG